AUGGAGCACAAGCAGCAGCAAUACGACCUGCUGAGCAGGAGCGACUUGAACAGGUAUCCUUACUCUGCGAGUGUUGGUUUCGUUGGAAGUCGGUACCUGAACAUGCGGAUCCAGUCCUCCUCGCAGAUCGUCAUGGUUCUCGCCGCCGGCAUCUUCAUGCCGAUGGCGAUCGAGCACUCCAACAAGAGGCAGCAAACAAUGCACCUUCCCACGCUGCUCUGCACGUUCCUGACCUUCUUCUGCGGGCUCUCGCUCCGCGGCCUCGUCGGGGAGUGUUUCUGCCCCAUACCGGGUCCCCGCCGGUACGUCGCCAUCAAGUCGCUCGUCCACGCCUGCGCCCUCCUGCUCGUCUCCCUCUCCUUCUCCCUCUCGCUCAUGAUGCGCAUGAACGUCGUCGCGACGUCCGCCACCGUCGCCGCGGCGGCGGCGUUCGUGGCGCACCGGCUGUGGCAGUGCGCGGCGACGGGGCUCAGGGACGACGUGGACGCGUACCGGAACUGCGAGGAGCAGCUCCAGCAGCUGCUCGACCUGUCCACCAGCGUCACGUCCACGCUGUUCGGCGGCUGGUUCCGCGACGCGCGCUUCGUCCCCUCCGAGUACCUCACCUUCUUCACCUCCGUCGCGGCGUCGCUCAUGCUCCUCAAGGCCGUCCGGAAGAGGGCGCGGGGCCCGCAGCAGGUGACCGAGCUCGUGGCGCUGCUCUACGCGCUCGUCGCCGGCGUCGCGGCGACGGCGCUCGUCAUCGCGGCGUCCAAGGUGCGCGGCUACGCGGCGCUCGCGCUCGCCCCCGAGGCGGUCGCGCUCGCCGCGUGGUGCGCGCGGCGGCUGGACGGCAGGCCGGGCAGGCGGCUGAGGCUGCUCCCGCUACGCGUUCAGGACCUUCUGAACUACAGCGGCGUCCACGGCGAGCCGCCCGGGCACGGCUUCGUGAGCGUGUCGUUGCCGCUGCUGCUGGGGGUGCUGACCUACCGCGCCAAGGACAUCGAGCGGGCGCUGUCCACCCUGUACGACGAGGCGUUCGUUCUCGUCACCGCCGCCGCCGCCUUGGCAGCGCUGGGGUGGAGGCUGCUCACGCAGCCGCCGAUGCUAACAAGAUACCCGGAGGCUCAGGCGGCGGCGACGGUACUGGCGUUCUCCACGUACUCGCUGCUCGUCCUCAGCGUGCUGACAUUCCUAGGCGUCAUACUUGGUUUAUAGUAGUUACCAACUUACCAUUACUACAUGAACUGUUUGUAGGACCGAUUGAAUACUACAUAAACUGUUUGAUUGCUGCUAAUCAACCAAUCUACCUAUAAUGAAAGCACACAAAUCUUCCAGACAGCAAGAAGACCAACAGGUUGCACAAUAUACCUAUAAUGAAAGCUGCUUGACUGCUGCUAAUAAACCAAUCUACAAAUAACCCUAA
This is a messenger RNA of Panicum hallii, 1405 nucleotides long. RefSeq lists its product as uncharacterized. Lineage: Eukaryota; Viridiplantae; Streptophyta; Magnoliopsida; Poales; Poaceae. The record is from RefSeq and is a predicted model, not a curated record. Bases 1 to 1197 code for a protein of 398 amino acids. The transcript has 3 exons.